Messenger RNA from Adineta ricciae, 4296 nucleotides. The record is from the annotation of a GenBank genome assembly. Lineage: Eukaryota; Metazoa; Rotifera; Eurotatoria; Adinetida; Adinetidae.
AUGCCACCAAAGCAUGAAAAAUGUGUGAACCAUUAUGACGAUUGGGAUUCCACCGUUCAUUGUUCAUUUCAAAAUGUUUUCACUAGUGACACUGCACAUCUUGUCGGAGGUAAUAUUCAGAAGAUUCUGGGUAUAACUCACUUCAAACCACGAGAAAUGGCUUCUCAAUCUCCAUUGCCGUAUGAUUUUACAUGUAAACGGGAAGAAGCAAAUAAAAUUCGUGAUGAAUUAGUCACGAUAACAACGGACUCGCAUCGACACAUCUGGUUUUCCAUGCAAACUGAUCCAUUUCAUUAUAUUCACAAUCGUCAUUCAAUGAAUAACGAUAAUCAAGUGAAAACCAACGAUUAUUCCGUCUAUUGCCAUUUUGGUUCGAUGUAUUCAUGGAGUACAUUCACUAUUCACAGCGAAGAUCAUCCUUCUAUACAAGAAAUUCGCAUUUUGAAAUGGCAACAUGAACCGGAAACCAUACGGAUCAUGUCGAAGGAUAAAUCCAGGCAAAUGUUCAUUCCAGUGAGAGGGAUACAUAAGUCUAUACUUGUCAAUCUCAAAGGCCGUCCUUGCGUUGUUUUGAUGUUAAAACAUGCAGUGACAAUGAAAAGGCAAUUUACGAGUAACGGAAAAGAUAUCACUGAAAGAGUGUGCGCGUCCGAUAGUGAUGGUUUCACAAAAAUUCUAGGAAAAAGUUCGGAUAUUUUGUUAUCGUUCAAUGAUCCUGCGCAUACGUACGCAUUUCUUGAGGAAUUAACCGCAGAAACCGAUGAAUAUCAUGACAAAUUUACCAUCAAUUUCGUGACGCUCGAAUGUAAGAAGUUUAAUAAAUCGGGUAACCCGCUCCACUUACCAUCAUCUGCGCCAUAUAAACAUCAUUACGCGUUGAACAUGCUUUUCUCUAUGGGUUACGUGUUUAGUGACAAAUAUUCUCAAAAACUCCAUCACCAAUUUUCCCAAUUCAAUCAUGAAUUAUUCAACAACUUGUGUUACUAUCUGAAAGAUAAACUCAACGAAAAUCAUUGUUAUCAUAUAGGAAGAGUUUUUGACGAUUUUACUGCUUAUUGGAAAGGAAAGUGUCCAGAAAAAAAGAAUUCUCCAGUGGAAUUAUUACCUUAUUCUGUUGGUUGCAUACUCAUCACACCAUUGCGAAUUCUCUACGAGCGAAUGGAAGCGACCAUGGGUAAUCGCGCAAUACGUAUGACAUCACUAGGCGGUCCCGAUAUGUUUGUAUUAGUCCACAUUCGUGACGAAGAUGGUAGCAAAUUAAGAAGCUUCGGUCGAGCCAUGAAAAGUCGAUUGAAAGACAAGAUGUUGAACGGUAUCCAAGUUGUUGACAAGAGCUAUCGUCUGUUUGGUACAUCGACAAGCCAACUGAAGGAAAUGUCCUUUUGGUUUCUUGCCAAUGAAACGAAAACGAUCGAAGAGGGAUGGCGAGAAUUAGGAGAUUUUUCGGCAAUCAAAAACGUCGCAAAUUACAUUGCACGAAUUGGGCUUUACUUUUCCAGUUCACGGCGAACAGGAAUUGAGUUUAAAUUCGUUGACGAAAGAAGAUUCUCUCCAGAUCAAAAGUUGGUCGCAACAAGAAUUCCAGACGUGAAAACCAACGACAACAAAUACUGUUUCACUGAUGGUAUUGGCACAAUGUCUUGGGGUGUUGCCGGAUUAAUUGCAGUAAAAUUAAAUAUUCAAUUGCGAAGAAGAGAGGAUGUUCCGUCAGCUUAUCAAGUUCGAAUUGCUGGUUGCAAAGGCAUGUUAGCCAUCGAGCCGGGGUCCAGAUUCGAUCAGUAUUUUAUUAAAGUACGUCCAUCUAUGGAAAAAUUUGAUUCACCCGAUUGGAAUUUGGAAAUAUGUGAAUAUAGCAAACCAUUACCGUUGAAAUUGAAUAAUCAAGUGAUUAUGUUACUGUCGGAUUUGGGUAAUCGAUAUGAUAAGUUCGAAUCGUAUCAAAAUCAAGCGUUAACCAAUUCUGGCCAAUUAAAUGAACACGAAGAAUUGAGAAAAGUCCGGUAUUCCAAUACAACCGAUGAUUUGUUGAAGAACAAUAUACCUUUGCCAUUGAAUGAAGCACGAUAUAUGUUCGGGGUUGUUGAUGAAACGAAAACGCUAAAGUAUGGGCAGGUUUUUAUUCAGUACAAAGAUUUUGAUUCUUCUGAUGAGAGUACUUACGUGGUUGUAACGGGCGAUGUUUUAGUUGCUAAAAUGCCUUGUUUAUAUCCGGGUGAUUUUCGACGACUGACCGCUGUUGAUCUUCCUGAAUUGAGAAAAUGCAUACGCGAUUGUAUUGUUUUUCCGCAAGUAGGUUCGCGACCACAUCCAAGUGAAAUGUCAGGAUCAGAUUUGGACGGUGAUCAAUACUGGGUUUAUUGGGGUAAAUUAUUCAAAAUUAGAAAUAUGGAUGAGCCAUUGUCGUAUGAAGCAGCAACGAAAGCGAUUGUACCAAAUAUCACCCGACAAAUAGUCGUUGAUCAUAUUGUUGACUCGUUUGGCGCGGCAUCUCAAGGAAUUAUCUGUGAUGUGCAUCUAGCGUGUGCUGACUAUCAUGAAAAGCAUACAAGAUCCGAUGACUGUAAAUAUUUGGCUGAACUAUUUGCGCGCGCUGUUGAUGCACCGAAAACCGGCGAACAGAUUAAUCUAGAUCGAGUUUACGAAAUAGAAGCUGCACUUCCGAACGAAUAUCCAUUAUUUAUGAAAAAAUUCGAUAAAAAAGUGCGUCCAUCAGAUAGUACGCCCAAUAAGCUAUACGAAAGAGCGAAACAGCAUUUCUUUUCAAGACACCGUCCAUCACACGCGCCACGAUCGUCAUCGACCGCACGCAGAGCACCUUCGAAACAGCAGAAAACAAACACCAAUUCGCAAGACACAGAAUUCGAACAAUGGCUUACUUCGCAAGGUAUUCAAGCAAAAUCUACUGUAGAAAAGCCAUGCACAACUACGGAACUUACUUCAGACUCCGACACUGCCAGAGAUGCGUCACGUAAACCAAGAAUCACGGCAAAGCCAUCGGCCAAUUCUCAAUCUAUAGAAGCAUUGCCAAAUCUAGUUGGCAAACUAUCUAGAAAAUCAAGACCGAAAAACGUGCCAAUGGACGAGCGACGACCAUCAGCGGAUUCGCAAACCUCAGCGAUGUCUUUGGAUCAUGAACCUUCUACUAAACCUAAACCAGAAAAACGCAGCGGCAGUAAGCACCGAAGACCGGCUUCGAGAUCUGCAUCGGUUGACUCAAGAUCAAAAGUGACAGAAGAAAAGAACUCGAAUGCAACAGCAAAAGAGCCAAACCCUCAAAUAAAAUUGAUUAACACUGCUGCACCAGCUGCUACUUCAUUAGCUUCAUCGACAAUGUCAUCCUUCUCUGACAACAACGCUAAUUGGAAUAUUAUCUUCAAUCGUAUGAAAACAACAGCCGGUCGCGUCAAAUGGAAUAUAUCGUCCAAUGGCUACUUCACUGUUGAUCUCGAUGGAAACAGUUCUUCUGAAAAUAAUGCUACCGACAAAUUAGUUUCAUCGCUAUCUGAAUUCGGUAAAAAGUCUUCACUGCCUGAAAAUGCUCAACUAAUGCUUACUAUUUCAUCGGGCCAACUUUUUCUCAAGCCUUCUCCAACAAUGACUGAUAUAAAAGCAAAAAAUAUCAAAGAACUGAACCAACUCAUCGUCGACAAUCAUGUUGAAUAUGUUUUCGAAGAAAAUGACGUGAAAACGAUUACGAAAGAACGAGAGCCAACGAAAAAGUCAGUAGCAAAGUACGUGCUUGUUUGCUCUUGUUAUGACAUCGCACCAAAUAAAACUUCGUUGAUCUUUGAUGACAAGAAGAAAUUAAUAAAAUUUAUGUUCGUUUCAACAGAAUGGGCUCGUGUUGUCCGAGGUGGCGAAGAACGUCAUGAUGGAUUGUAUAAGAUCUAUGAAACAGAGAUGGAAAUCGAUUCUAAACAUGAACUAUUCCCUCAAUAUGUAAAUUCAAUAUUUAAAAACUCGAAAGAAACGGAUCUUCUUAGUGGAACUAGUCCACGCCUUACGAUUGCAAUGGAUUUGCUGCGUCCUUCAGUGCAAAUUAUCUUGUUCAAACGAAUGGUUCGUUAUGAAUUUGGUCCUUUGGAGCAACAGAAAUCUUCUCUUUUUCGAUUCGAUACGUUGAGCAACGUGCAAUCGGCAUUUUAUCAAGUCACAUACAUCGGCACGGAAAAGGUCAAUGGGAAAGUUCCAAUACGUGAAACGAUCGAAUUUCAUGCCACGCAAUUUCAAAUUACCAAGAAAUGCGAACAAGAUUUGAAACAAUUGCUGACAUUACCCGAAGAAUUCUUUGACUGA